Messenger RNA from Tachysurus vachellii, 1032 nucleotides. RefSeq names its product Tax1 (human T-cell leukemia virus type I) binding protein 3 (gene tax1bp3). The coding region runs from base 124 to 501 and encodes 125 amino acids. The record is from RefSeq and is a predicted model, not a curated record. The transcript has 4 exons. Gene Ontology annotation, biological process: neurotransmitter receptor transport, endosome to postsynaptic membrane; neurotransmitter receptor transport postsynaptic membrane to endosome. Lineage: Eukaryota; Metazoa; Chordata; Actinopteri; Siluriformes; Bagridae. Gene Ontology annotation, cellular component: adherens junction; postsynaptic density; postsynaptic membrane. Gene Ontology annotation, molecular function: protein binding.
AGCGUGGUAUCUGCAUGUUGUCAUUCAUGGGUGGAACCAUAGAUCCGUGUCUGAAAUCCCUGUUUGAGGCGCGUUUUAUUGUUCGUGCAUUUAAGGGAAAAUAAUCCGUAUCAAAUUUUAGACAUGUCGUACAUCCCGGGACAACCUGUCACUGCUGUCGUGCAACGGAUUGAGAUUCGUAAACUACGCGAUGGGGAUAAUUUAAUAUUGGGAUUUAGCAUCGGAGGAGGAAUUGAUCAAGAUCCAAGUCAGAAUCCAUUCUCACAGGACAAAACAGAUAAGGGCAUUUAUGUGACAAGGGUAUCAAAAGGAGGACCAGCAGAAGUUGCUGGUCUCAUGAUGGGAGAUAAAAUAAUGCAGGUGAAUGGCUGGGAUAUGACCAUGGUGACCCAUGACCAAGCACGGAAAAGACUAACAAAAAAGAAUGAAGAUGUCGUUCGGCUACUGGUAACCAGAAAAUCCCUGGAGGAGGCAGUCAGACACUCCAUGAUGAAACACUAAGAAGAACUCUAAAAAAACACAUUAAUGAAUGUCUCAUUUCAAUCAUUCUUACAUAGUAUGUAAUUCUUCAUAUAUACUUCAAUGCAAUCAAUCCAAAGAACAAGAUGUCCUUCCCAUUGAGUAUCUCAUAAAUAAACUGGGUGGUUUUACUGUUUUUUCUGACAGAUUGAGCUUCAGAUUUACACUAACGGCACUAUUUAGUAAUGUUUGUAAUAUGCUGGUGUCAUUUUUUUUGGAACACCUCACUCGUGCAUUCCAUAGGUUUGAUCUCACAGUGCAUUAUUUCCAGUGUUGUAAUGAAAAUGUGCACAUGGGUCUUUUUGCUGACCAUAAUCUGUCUGUCUUUUUUCUUAGAUAACAAGGGCUACAAGUAGGUUUACAAUUAUUUCCUUUAGUUGUAUUUUUCUAUUGAUGAUAAACAAUAACAUAAACUUCUUACUUAUUCCCUGGAACUACUACACUGUCUGGUUUUAUUGUCUUUAUGAGUGACUGUAUAAUUGUUUUCCACUUUGAAUAAAUGAUUAAAUUCUA